AUGACCUCCUCGGACAACUACGAAACGGGGAGUGACCUGUCUGAGUCUCUGGAGAUCUGUGAACUCCAGGACCAGUACACGGAUCCGGAAAACGGCUUCAAGUCCAAAAGCUUACCCAUCCUCAACGGACCCUGUCAGCCGGAUCAAAAGACUGCAGAACUUAGGCUCGUCAACACUGUCCACAGCAGCGUGGCCAUGCAGGAGAGCAGUGAGCUCCAGCCAAAAACCCCAGACUUCAGCCAGGCAGAGUCCCCCUCCUCCAGGACGGACUUCUCUCCGUCUGCCUCAAGCAUAGUGGGGCUCAGCAGCUCGUUGCCUGUGGAGGGCCACAGAGCGUCUGGCUCUGGUGGCAAGAAACUGGGUUUCUCUCUCACCCGCCUUAUCCGCAUCCCAGCCAGAAAGUAUGUGCGGGUUAUCCUUAGUGACUCCCGCUGCUUUCUAUUCUGCAUGUGCUACCUGACUUUCAUCCAGUCACUGAUGGUUUCGGGCUACCUGAGCAGCGUCAUCACCACCAUUGAGAAGCGUUACAGCCUGCGCAGCUCUGAGUCUGGCCUUCUGGUCAGCUGCUUUGACAUCGGCAGCCUGCUGGUGGUGGUCUUCAUUUCGUACUUCGGCGGGAGAGGUCAGAGGCCGCGGUGGCUGGCCGUCGGUGGCGUGGUCAUCGCUGUAGGGGCAGCGUUGUUUUCCCUACCACACUUCAUCUCACCCCCGUACCAGAUCCAGGAGAUGAACUCAUCAGCGGGCCACGAAGGUCUCUGUCAAAGCGGUAACAGCAGCGGCCGAGAUCUUGAUGUAGCAUCUUGCCCUCGAGAUCAGGAGGGGAACGAGCACAACCUGUAUGUGACGCUGUUCAUCUGCGCCCAGAUACUUGUGGGCAUGGGGUCUACGCCAAUCUACACCCUGGGGCCCACAUACCUGGAUGACAAUGUGAAGAAAGAAAAUGCAUCUCUCUACCUGGCCAUCAUGUAUGUGAUGGGAGCUCUGGGACCUGCAGCUGGCUAUCUGCUGGGAGGCGUCCUCAUCGGCUUCUACGUCGACCCCAAAACUGUAGUCAACAUUGACCAGAGUGACCCUCGCUUUGUUGGGAACUGGUGGAGCGGCUUUCUCUUGUGUUCCGUAGCCAUGCUCCUGGUCAUCUUUCCCAUGUUUGCCUUUCCCAAAAAGCUGCCUCCUCGCCACAAAAAGAGGAAAAAGAAAAAGAUCGGCUCGCCUGGGGACGUGUCCAGUGACGAUGAAAUGAUGAAGGAAAAGUCCAGUAGCAAAGGCCAGAAUGUCUCCUCCUCCAUGGGCUUCGGAAAGGACAUCAAAGACCUCCCUAAGGCAGCACUGAGGAUCCUCAGCAACAUGACCUUCUUGUUUGUCAGUCUGUCCUACACGGCAGAGUGCGCCAUCGUCACCGCCUUCAUCACCUUCAUCCCAAAGUUUAUUGAGUCACAGUUUGGUAUCCCCGCCUCAAAUGCCAGCAUUUACACCGGUUUGAUCAUCGUACCCAGUGCCGGGGUGGGCAUUGUGCUGGGGGGCUACAUCAUCAAGAAGCUGAAGCUCGGCGCCAGAGAGUCGGCCAAGCUGGCCAUGAUCUGCAGCGGUGUGUCUCUGCUCUGCUUCUCCACACUCUUCAUCGUCGGCUGUGAGAGCAUCAACUUAGGAGGCAUCAACAUACCCUACACCACCGGGCCGACCCUGACGAUGACCCACAGAAACCUGACGGGCAGUUGUAACGUGAACUGUGGCUGCAGGAUCCACGAGUACGCUCCGGUCUGCGGCUCUGAUGGCAUCACCUACUUUAACCCAUGCCUGGCUGGAUGCAGCGCUGUGGGCAACGACAGCACAGGGAUCAGGAACUACACAGACUGCGGCUGUGUGCAGAGCAGACAGGUCAUCACACCGUCCUCUGGCGGUCAGGUCAACCAGCUGCAGCUAGUCAUCGUUAAAACCUACCUGAACGAGAAUGGAUACGCCGUGUCGGGGAAGUGCGACCGCACCUGUAACACUCUCAUCCCUUUCCUCAUCUUCCUCUUCAUUGUCACUCUGAUCACCGCCUGUGCCCAACCCUCCGCCAUCAUCGUCACACUCAGGUCUGUUGAUGAACAGGAGAGGCCUUUUGCUCUUGGCAUGCAGUUUGUGUUGCUCCGAACUCUUGCCUACAUCCCCACACCCAUCUACUUUGGUGCUGUUAUUGACACCACCUGCAUGCUGUGGCAGCAGGACUGCGGUGUGCAUGGCUCCUGCUGGGAGUACGACGUAACCUCCUUCCGAUUCGUCUACUUUGGCCUGGCUGCCAGCCUCAAGUUCGUCGGCUUCAUCUUCAUCUUCCUCACCUGGUACUCUAUUAAGCACAAGGAGGAGCGUACCGAGCGCUGGCGCCAGCACCUGCCUCCACUGGGCACCGUCAGCGAGCUCAUCUGCCAUGCCGGCGGCCAGAAGAGCCACGCACGCACCCGCUCCUGCCCCAUCUUCAUCCCGCCGCGGCCCGACCAACCAGCCGCCCUGCUGCUCACCCGCGGCCACAGUAGCCUCAGCUGCCCAGGCAAUGCCCUCAAAGCAAUAACCCCGCCUAUCCUGUUGCCACAUCACCACAGAGGCUCCGCCCAUGUCUGAGAGCCACAAAGCCUGGGCUUCAUCGUGACAUGUGCCUUUCUGUUUGUGUUUCUGCACCACACGGUGUCUGCGCCGCACCAAUCAGACACCUGGUUUGGCUUUAGCCUGCUCCUCAACUGACAGGAAGAUACACAGGUGCGCCCACCUCACCUAAAGGGCUGCUCAUUGUCGUUUAUUAUAACAGGUCAGCUGCAGCCACACAAACAGUCAGACCUCCACCUCAAGGUUCGGAUGAUGUAAAGACGUCACACGGUGCUACUGUUAGCGGGCAGGGCAUUACAAUCUCCUUACAGACAUCUAAAGCACAAGUGACAAACCUGUACUAUGCAAGAUCCAAUGUACAGCGCCUCCCUUCUCAGUACUGUACAGCUCUCUCUCUCUCUAUACUAGAUCUGAAACUCUUCUGUCUUCCCUGCCUCAUUCAUUCAGACCAAUGUGUUGUUGGCUAAUUCAUAAUCCUGUUAUUUUGUUGUUGUUCUGAGCGCUGAACAUAUCAGCCAUCUCCUUGUUUUUUAGCCAUUCCAUCCAUCUGAUUUUGUCCUCUCACAAUCUUUAUUCCCCUCACAUAUUUUCGUAACAGUGCCUCUCAGGCUGUCUCGGCCAGUCCAGUAUACAAAGCUAGCUACCAGGUUACAUGCUAGCUACCGAAAAAGCCAGUUACUGUCCUCUAUGUGAGGAGCUCGUGAGCUUUGUUUCCCUCAGCUUUGUGUUGAGGGACAGACAAAGUUCCAUGCCUUGAAAGGUAAACAUGUAGCUUAAAGCCCACAAGCACCAAUGGUACAGUGUUAAACGACUUGUGAAAAGUCAUGUCUUGUCAGGUAGCUAGAUAUCUUUAUUUCGUUCUUAUGAAACUACUUAAUUCAUACAAAAAGUAACUAGAAACAGGAGAGAGGAAUAAGGAAGGUUUCAUAUCUCUGACCAUGUGCUGAAGCUACUGUAAGUCCUAAACAUGUGAUUGUACUUGAACUGGAAACAUAAUGGAGAUUCAGAACAUGCAACAAAAUUGUACUUUUUUCUUAACAAAUUUCACCCAUUUUUAAAUCUCUUCAAAGUAAAAUUAUUUGUAUCUAUUGUAACAUUAAAAAAAUAGAAAAGAUGCAUCAUUUUGGCUUUGUGCAAUGGCUUCUCCAUUUGUAUUGUCAUUAGAUGUAAAUAGUAGUGAUCUAGUAGAUUAGACUUGAAGAAAAAAAGAUGAUGCAGAAAGCAUGCUCAACAACAGUGAACCAACUUUUAUCAGUGAAACUAAUGUGCCGCUGAUUAUUCCAUUUCUGGGUGUUUGGUGCCCUCAAGUGGACGUUGAGAAGAUUGUGUGAAGGCCAGUGAAUGUUGCUGUUUAUCAGACCUACUGUGCUAUGAGAUUCUUGGUUAAAAGGUUAAUAUUUAAACUGGAACACUGCACUGAACUUAGCUUGUUUUUUUUCUUUUUUACAAAAAAUGACCUGCUGUACACCACAUUACUGCUGCGGGCAAAGAUCUGUCUUUAACCAGCACAAAUCUGAGAAGGGCGGAUGUUUUACUAGAUUUUUCUUUUACCUUGGGCUCAAGUAUUUUUUUGGUUGACCGCCAUUUAAAGAGGCAGGGUUUGUUUUCAGACAAAUUAAAUGGGUCGUAAGAUGUAAAAAAAAAAAAACAACCUUAAUUCAGUAUUAGAUGGUGCACACAAAGUCUUCAGUGGCACACAUUUUGAAACCAAUUUGGGUUUUUUUUUUUUGUCUAAAGUUAUUUUAUAUUCCUUGGCUUUUAGUUAAUGGAAGCAGUGAAGAUAUUUAAAAAGUGAAUGCUUUUGGCGAGAUUCAUGUUGUUCUGCCAGGUAAAGAUGAUUUAGUGGUAGCAGCAGUAACUGAUUUAGUAUUAUUGUGACUUUGUACCUCAAAUUGACAUAAUCAUAAGUGAUCAUUGUGUAAAUACUGACAAAGCAAAUGAAGCGUAUUAUAGAGCUCACACAGUUAUGAGAAUAUUUAUGAACUAACACCAUGCCAUAGUGGAGACAAAUAUAAAAAUUAAGACUUCAAACUGCAUUAAAAGGUUAAUUUGUGUCGCGGUGCUUGAACAGUAUUACUCUCGUGGGAAGGGUUGCAUUUGCUUUAUGUCAUGUGGGGGGUGGGGGGGCAGUGCUUUUUAAAUAUAUAUAUAUAUAUAUAUAUAUAUAUUUUCUGUCAGGAGGAUGAACAAGUUUUUCUACCCAUAAUGCCCUUCUUAUCUCCACCUGUAAUGACUCUCUGCCUGUCCCCUUACAGUCAUAUUUACCACAGCCUUCAAACAGGAAUACCAACGUGACAGUAUUGAUUUAUCUUGUACAAAUUUCAAUAUUAUAAAGUGGUAGUGUAUGAGAUUAUGGACUGAUUCAAUACAAAUGAUGAUUCAAAACAUGUUUUUUUUUAAAUGUGCUUGGAUUAAAAUUAAGUUCUGAGUUGAUCAGCACAGAUCAGAACCGUAGGUCAGGACAGAGAAUCAUGCAGUAAUUCCACACGAGCAUAUCCACGGGAAAGGGCAGGGAUGUCUGCUCUGACUCUACUGUAAACCUGCUGCUCAGAUGCCUGGAUUACUGCUGACACUGACGACUUCAGUUUGACUGUACAUUUUUGCUUUAACUCGUUCUCUUUCAUCAGUAUUUCAACUGAAAGUGAACAGAAGCUGCAUUCUGAAAGUCGAGCUCUUAUUGCUUUAGUUCUUCAGGAGCAGAAGUCUAAUUGUUGGUUUGUGAGCACUUGGUUUACAAAUGCCUUGAAUACUUGAUAUUUGUCAUUAAAAACUGUA
This is a messenger RNA of Labrus bergylta (ballan wrasse), 5355 nucleotides long. The record is from RefSeq and is a predicted model, not a curated record. Lineage: Eukaryota; Metazoa; Chordata; Actinopteri; Labriformes; Labridae.